Molecule: messenger RNA, 2457 nt
Organism: Lycium ferocissimum
Lineage: Eukaryota; Viridiplantae; Streptophyta; Magnoliopsida; Solanales; Solanaceae
Exons: 13
Coding region: 72-1379 (435 amino acids)
Biological process (GO): DNA replication checkpoint signaling; DNA repair; mitotic intra-S DNA damage checkpoint signaling
Cellular component (GO): checkpoint clamp complex
Source: RefSeq, a predicted model, not a curated record
GAAAUCCCCUUCCCGCCAUGGAGAAGGAGUCCCUCUGCCCCCAAAAACUGGAGUGAGUAGAGUAGAAAGAAAUGGAGUUGAGAGUGAGUGGAAAUGCACUGAAGACAUUCGCCCGAUCCAUCACGUGCCUUGCACGCAUUGGCAAUGAGCUCGCCAUUCAAGCCUCUUCUACCCAGCUCACAUUUCACACUCUCAACUCGUCAAGGUCGGCGUAUCAGUCAAUUACAAUUAAACCUGAUUUUUUUGAUUUCUUCACUGUUUCUGGCCCACAGGUGCAAUGUAGUGUGCUCUUGAAGGCCAUUUGUUCUGUACUAAGAACACCAAUUGCCACUAUAGAUCAUUUGUGUGUGUCAUUGCCUAAUCCUGAUGCAUCAAAGAUGCAGUGGACAUUGAACUGCCAUAAUGGUAUGAGGAAAGCUUAUUGGAUAACGUGCAACGUUGAACCUGACAUACAACACCUAUCCCUUGAUAGGAGAAAGCUUCCAAGCAACUUUGUGGCGAGGCCUCGUGAUCUGAAUAGGUUAUUGUCCAAUUUCCAAACAACUCUUCAGGAGAUCACAAUCAUUGCUACCAAUCCAACUUCCUUGCCUCCUGAUGCUGCAACUGAAUUUGGAGGGAAAGCUGUCGAGCUCAGAAGUUAUAUAGACCCAACAAAAGAAAAUGAUUCAUCACUACACACUCAGUUGUGGAUAGAUCCUACUGAAGAGUUUUUGCAGUACAAUCAUAUUGGAAACCCUGUGGAUGUGACGUUUGGAGUGAAGGAAUCGAAGGCUUUCCUUUCUUUCUGUGAAGGAUGUGAAGUUGACAUACAGUUCUAUUUUGAUAAAGCUGGCGAGCCAAUUUUAAUGGCUCCAAUUGGUUUAGACGAUGGCUCCAACUCAACUUUUGAUGCCACCUUGGUACUUGCAACCAUGCUUAUGUCACAGCUCAGCACAGCAAGCUCCUCGGAAAAUCCACAAGUUGCUGGCACUUCCCGUGGGCAGGCUAAUGAUGGAAGACAGGCCCCAGUCCAGGAGAGGUCAAAAGGGAAUUCUGGGCAAUCUGAUCAGACCAGGAUUUGGUCCGAUCUUUCAGGAAGCAGAACAAAAGGUGGUAAUGGUACUGAUCGUGGAGGGGAAAGAAAUGACAAUGAUAAUGAGCAAAGGGAAAUUCAGCGAAUUGGUGCGAUACACAUAUCUGAAGCUGGAGCUGCUGGAAGAAAUAUGUUUGACAUUCAUAAUGACUUCGGUUCUGUGGACGGAAAUCCUCUGGAAGAACCUCAAGAUUUGAAAGCUCAUGCUUCUCAACACCAUCCUAGUAAUUGGGUAGAUGCAGAUGAUGAUGAUGAUGAAGGAGACGAGUCAGAGUUGUGUGUUCAAUCAACACCCCCAUAUCAUUAGGAAUACAGCAACUCUCAAGUUGUUCUAUAAUCGUUUACAAGCAGUUGGUUAUUGAUGACCUCUGUUGUAGUUAUGAUCUAAUGAUCAAUUGGAUGUCGAGACUAUAUAUAGAAGGAAAAUACUAUCUUCACAUAAUCAGGUGUCUUUGUUCCGAUUGAGUGCAUCAUGAGGUAGGGAAUGAGAAAUAUAUCAAAUUGGAGAUUCACACUUUAUUUAGUAUCUAUCAGCCGUGUGAUGCCUAAAGAUGUGGGAGGCUUCCUCAAUUGUUGGCAGGUACAGAAAAUUGAAAGAAGAAAGAGGGGGGCCUAUUACAAGGCCGUGUUGCCUAUUGCUAUGGGAGGAUUGACUCAAAGUGGAGUCACUACAAAAGGAGUGUAGCAUGGGGACUGCUACAUCACAAAAAGGGGUAGCAACGCCUGUGCCUUUGUGAUGUUAUUUGUAGUUGCGAUGUUAUGAUGUAUAUAGAGUCAAUAUCUCAAAAGAUUAUAUUAUCUUUUUAUUUAAUUAUUACGAAAUAUAUCAAGUAAGGCAGUUGUAUGGUUUCAAGAAUUAUACAUUCAAAAUAACGUACUAUAUCUUUUGGUAAAGAAAGAAGAACUCAAAAUUAUCACAGACUGGCGUUGAGUAAGGAAAAAUCUUUCACAUUUCUUGUCAAAAUUGACAUAAAAAUGGAGGAGAUCAACUUGGAAGAUGUUUGAUACAAGUCGAGUUGCCUCAAAGAUGUUGUCAUGGGCCGUCCCGAGAAGUCCAAGAGUGGAUGAUAGCAUGGGAGGACGGAUUGGAGAUGGAUGCACAUUGAAGGGGGCCAAACGAGCAAGGAAGGCUAUGUCUGCAAGAGGCCACAUUCGCAAAUUCAAGAUUUUCAUCUCCACAAGACUAGCCAAACAAGGCCCUUGCCUCAUUAAUGACAUUCAUGUAAUAAUAGGAUCUUCUAUUAUUUAGUUAGUAUAAAUAGCUAGUCUUUUAUUUCAUUAGGGAGCUUUUUGAUAAAUUGAUGAAAAUGUUAGUAUGUUUGUGUUGUCUCUAGAGAGAGAAACAAUUGUGAGAGUCUUAUGGAUUUAAGCUCUUGUUGAUUUGA